Prorocentrum cordatum is the source of this 235-nucleotide messenger RNA. The record is from the annotation of a GenBank genome assembly. NCBI's taxonomy places the organism in Eukaryota, Dinophyceae, Prorocentrales, Prorocentraceae.
GCUGGCGCGCGCGGACCUGCCGAGCCGCGACGUGCCCGUGCCGAAGGAGCUCGUGGAGCACCUCAUGACGCCCGAGCACCGGCAGCUGCUCUCCGAGGAGAGCGGCGCAGAUGUGGAGUGGGCACCGGAGGAAGCGCAGGUGCGGCUGCGGGGCUCCGCGGAGCAGACUAAGCGCGCCACGCGCUUGCUGCAGCGGGUGAUCAUGCAUUGCCAUUGGGGGCGCAGCGAGAUGAAG